Messenger RNA from Schizophyllum commune H4-8, 2316 nucleotides. Its product is annotated as translation initiation factor eIF-2A. Gene Ontology annotation, cellular component: cytosolic small ribosomal subunit. Gene Ontology annotation, biological process: translational initiation. Lineage: Eukaryota; Fungi; Basidiomycota; Agaricomycetes; Agaricales; Schizophyllaceae. Gene Ontology annotation, molecular function: translation initiation factor activity; protein binding; mRNA binding. The record is from RefSeq and is a predicted model, not a curated record. The transcript is spliced from 7 exons. Bases 67 to 2052 code for a protein of 661 amino acids.
CAUUAGCUUGCCUCGAGCCCGCCGUAGGCUCUUCUUCCCUCGCCCCAAUCCUCUCGAGCUAUCGCGAUGGCCUCCCAGAUGACCCAACAAUACGCAUACCGCGCGCAAAAGUCGCUGGGCCUCGUCACUGGAGCGCCGGAUUACGCCCCCGUCGCAAACUUUGAGAUUCCGGACACGGCGGCGCGCACGUUCUGCUAUAGCAGCGACGGCAGACUGUUUGCGUAUGCCCUGCCCAACGUCGUCCGCAUCUUUCAAGCCGAGAAUGCACAGCUGCUGCAAGAGCUCCCUCACCCGAACAUCGUUGAGCUCAACUUCUCCCCCCGCGGCACAUAUCUCUCCACAUGGGAGAGGCCAGCUAAGCUGGAAGACGGCUCGCAGCACAAGAACCAUCGCAUCUUCUCGGUCUCGACUGGCGAGGAGCUCACGUCCUUCUCACAGCGCGCGCAGGAGGGCUGGGACAUGCAGUACACCAUCUCCGAGUCGCACGCCAUCCGUCUCGUCGGGCCCGAGAUCCAGGUCUUCCGCCCGUCUGAGUGGAGUAAGGGGAUCGUCGACAAGCUGCGCGUUGAGGGGGCGACGAGCGUGAGCCUCAGCCCCGGUCUGAACCCGAGCGUCGCUGUCUUUAUCGCUGAAAAGAAGGGCGCGCCCGCGAGCAUCAAGGUCUACUCGCUACUGACGCUGUCGUCCGCGCCGCCGACGUGCCAGAAGAACUUCUUUAAGGCAGACCGCGGCCAAAUCAAGUGGAACGAUCUCGGCACGCAGGUCCUGCUGCUUACGCACACGGACGUCGACAAGACAAACAAGAGCUACUACGGCGAGACGAUGCUGUAUCUUCUCAGCGCCGCCGGCAACUUCGACUGCCGCGUCACGCUCGACAAGGAGGGCCCUAUCCACGACUUUGCGUGGAGUCCGAACUCGAAGGAGUUCGGCGUGGUCUAUGGCUACAUGCCCGCCAAGGCUGUGCUCUUCGACCAGCGUGUGCGCACGUUGCAUGACUUCGGCUCCGCUCCGCAGAACUACAUCUCCUUCAACCCUCAGGGUCGCCUGAUCGCACUUGCCGGCUUUGGCAACCUCGCAGGCAAGAUCAACAUCUUCGACCGCCGCACGCUCACCAAGGUCACGACUAUCGACGCGCCGAACACGAGCGUUUGCCAGUGGUCGCCUGACGGCCGCUUCCUCCUCACGGCGACGCUUUCCCCGCGCCUGCGCGUCGACAACGGAGUCAUGCUCUGGCAUUGCACGGGCCCGCUCAUGCACGUCCAGCGCACCGACGAGCUCUACCAGGCCUCCUGGCGCCCAGCGCGCAUCGAGGACGUCCCGCCCUUCCCCGCGCAGAUCCCUCCUGCGCCGGCUGCCUCGGCGUCCGUAUCGCAGGUCGCCGCCGCGAAGCCAGUGAGCAAGCCCGCAGGUGCUUACCGCCCACCUGGCGCGCGCGGACUCGCCGCACCGAGCAUCUUCAAGCGCGAGGACGAGGGCGGCGCGCCGCGUCUUCCGACGAACGGCACGCACUCCCCUGCUGGUGCGCGCUCGCCCGAGCCGCGCGUGCCUGGGCAGCGGCGCCAUGUACCUGGCGCUCCGCCGCCGCAACACCACAGUCCGAGCCCGGGUCCCGGCGGCGAGGGGAAGAACAAGCGGAAGAACAAGAAGGGGAAGCAGGGCGGCGGGGAGGAUAGCGGGGCUGCCACGCCCGCGGAUGGAGCGGCGACGCCGAAUCGGCGUGGGAGCCCGCGUGGGAGCAUGGAUGGGCGCCCGAGGCCGCAGCGUGGCGCGAACGGGAAGACGAGCGCGAACGGGAAUGGGACCACGAAUGGGGCGGGGACGCCAAGCGGGGCUGCGACGCCCGUGCCGCCAGCCGCGGAGCCGCAGACGCCGGUCGAUGGCUCGCUGGACCCCACGGCGAAGAAGGUCAGGAAUCUGACGAAGAAGCUCAAGGCCAUCGAGGAGCUCAAGGAGAAGGCGAAGCGCGGAGAGCGGCUGGAGGCGACGCAAAUCAAGAAGAUCGAGGGCGAGGGUGCGCUUAAGGCGGAGCUCGCGGGCCUGGGCGUGGCGUGAGGAGCGCGCGCGUCAUAGACGUUGCCCUCGUCGUGCCCUCGCCAUUGGGGUCGUGUAGUGCUUUUGGGUAUGGGGUCCGGGGCGGGAUGUCGGUGGUGCCGCGGGUUCGGCCUGGCGCCUUCCAUGCUGAUCGCGUCGCCCACUCGCGCUGUAUUACUCACUGUCUCGCAUGCUAUAUAUUGUGUGCAGUAUCCUUGGUGACGGUGUCGACACGGCCGCUCCGAGUAGGCAGUCGCAAUCGAGACAAGACUCGGCAUCCGUGGC